This is a messenger RNA of Danio rerio (zebrafish), 2735 nucleotides long. The record is from RefSeq and is a predicted model, not a curated record. NCBI's taxonomy places the organism in Eukaryota, Metazoa, Chordata, Actinopteri, Cypriniformes, Danionidae.
AGAGAAAAGCAAAACAAUCAUUUUUAUCCCCUUUACCGGCUGCUUUUAGGGUCCGUAGUGAAAUACGCUCUCAGCAGGGAGUCGUAGUCCACACAACACUGUUAAAUGCAUCUUAUCCCGCUCUGCACUAAAAUCUACCGACAGCUGGUGAUUUUGCUUUAGUUGUAUUUCAUCCAGGUCGAAAAUGACUUCCAAGCGCCUUCUCGAGCCGCAGCGAGCCGGCGACUGCACGCCCGAAGGGGGCUGCACCGGCCAGCGAGAGCCUGUCACUGGAAAAGCGUUCAAAACAAACACGCAGCUGCACGAAGGCGCUAUAAGGAAUCUUAGCAAGGAAAUCUCUCAAAACGGACAUUAUCAUACCUCAACGAGGCACUACAUUCAUAAGAAAUUUGCAUGUGGCAGAGAGGAGGAGGAGCCGAGUUCAGGUGGACUCCUUAAACAUGGCUGCCCUGCUCAUCGCCUGGUCCUCAACGGCUUCAGACUACAAGACCAAACCCAAGUAGAGGCUCGAAGCCCAGUGAGAGGCCCUGGAGAGCCAGCCUGUCGUCUGCCAUCUCCUGAGAUGCCUCAUCCAAACACGUCCUCUAUCAUCCCCGUACCACACGACAGGAGUCCUUCUGGUCAUGCUGAUAAAGAAGUAAUGGCCGCCACCGUCCUGACCACACUGUCCACCAGCCCGUUGGUGCUCAACCCUUCUUCCAGCGCCUCAGGUGUAGAUCUGGCUGGUAAAGCCUGGAAAGAGAGUCUGUCUGCCAGCUACAGCAGCUCCACCAGUGGAAACUGGAGUUGGGAUGCCAGUGACCAAUCAGUGCCCUCCACGCCAUCACCGCCGCUCUCCAAUGACACGGGCAAGAGCUUCCUGCUGUCCUGCCAGAGCGACGACAACAAUGAAGAGAGUGAGAGCACACAUUUCCUGUUCGAGGACCCCAUCCCUCGCAAACGAAAGAACUCCAUGAAGGUGAUGUUUAAGUGUCUGUGGAAGAACUGUGAAAAAGUCCUCAGCACCUCCUCAGGGAUCCAGCGCCACAUCCGCACCGUCCACUUGGGGCGAAAUGGAGAUUCUGACUACAGCGAUGGCGAGGAGGAUUUCUACUACUCUGAAAUCGAGGUGAACAUGGACACUCUUUCGGAGGGUCUGUCUAACCUCACGCCCACGUCUCCGACCACGUCCGGGCCGCCGCCUGUGUUCCCCGUCCUGACCUGUGAUGUGUCCCGAACUGAACCUGCCAACGUGAUCCACACCCCGCUCAGUCAAUCAGCACCCUCGGCACUGUGCCAUAUCCGCACUGACCACGCUUACCAGGCUACAACCCCUGUCAGCAUUCCCAGCAUGCCUUCAUGCCCGCCUCACAGUGAGGAUAGGAUUAGUGUAUCCUGGCAGUCACCCCCUGUCAUUUAUAAAGGUCCACCGGGCCCGAUGACUCAAAUCCGCACUGUCAGCAUCGGUGAGAAGAGACAACCUGUUAACCACACCACUGUCAGCAAAACACACACCAACAGCACCUCCACUUCCAAACCCACCACUGGAACCAGGAAACCCCGCGGUGAAGCCAAGAAGUGUCGGAAGGUGUAUGGCAUGGAGAAGAAAGACCUGUGGUGCACAGCGUGCCGCUGGAAGAAGGCCUGCCAGCGCUUCACUGAUUGAGUCCCUCUUUAACCCCACACUUCUGCUCUUUAUAUGCGGUUGUUCCAAAGGAAUGAGCACUGAAAGCUCCUGCUACUCUCACUGUGGACUAGAGCUGAGAUGAUGUUCAUCUGACGUGUGUGGCCUUUUGAUUCCUUCAGGCCACAAGGGGGGGCUCUUUUUCUAACGCUUCCAUAGUGGAACACUGAGACUUUAUUUAGAAAACAAAAAACACGGAUAAAAAGCUGAAAAAGCAAAAACAAUUUUUGAAAAAAAAAAAAGCUUUUGCUGCAUUGCAUAUUAAAGCGAAACGAAGUAUUUUUCUAAAGUAAUCCAGAAACGAAAACGGCGUAUUUUCAUAUUUCACGUGGAAUACAGCUAACCAUUUUCCGUCGUUUUAGUUGUGGCAGACUUUAUACAAUGUUUUUACUGUUCUCUAAGCUAUUUUUAUUGAGUGUUUUCAACAGUUAACCCUCGCUCAAAUUCAAAUCGGCUCACAUUUCCGUACUUACCGCUUUAUUUUGCCUAUAAGCACUUUUAAUGCUCAUUAAAAUCAUUGAAAUAAAGCAGAGUACAGUCGGCGCGUUCCCUGUGAGCGUUUCUGACAACUGGUCAGGAACUCAAAUGUGGCUAAAGUGAUACCUCCAAACGAGAUUGAGCCUUAGAGAGAGAGAGAGGCGUCUGUGCACUUGAAGUGCAGGAAUGUAAAAUAACGUCUCUCUAUCUCUGCACCGGAAAUACUCUGUCCCUCACAGAUCAACUGCCUCUCUAUAAGCUAUGAGGUUUAUUCCUGUCAGUCCACAGUAUUAAUUCGCACUUCACAUUUAAACCGACCACCUGCUGUCCCAGUCUAAUGUGAUUCAUAAAUCUAAGUGUUUUCCUCGAGUCUUUUUGUGCUUCCUAAGAAAUCAUUUGCUUCUCAUUCAGCGCACGGAUGUUUUUCCCACAAUGAAAGCGCAUGCUCUGAUAGCUGUGUUUUCUUUUCAUUUGGAGGGUGAUCAUUUGGGGCUGGUGUCCUAUGUGUACUCUCAUAUUCUCAGUAUAAGCGGAGCAGAUCUGAGCUGUUGGAACUGAUAGAUUUUUUUCCGUUUUCCAAGCCAAUAUCUAAAAA